This is a messenger RNA of Rotaria socialis, 5562 nucleotides long. The record is from the annotation of a GenBank genome assembly. NCBI's taxonomy places the organism in Eukaryota, Metazoa, Rotifera, Eurotatoria, Philodinida, Philodinidae.
AUGUGUGCUUCGACGUCUUUGAAAACAUUACGCAUUAAUAUUCCGCACUGGAACAAAACGGAAGCAUAUAACAAGAAUAAUACUGUGUCUAAUGAUGUUAAUAUUUCUUUAUUAUGGUUCGAUAAAAAUACAUGUUUACAAGACGAUGAGGAUGUAUGUGAAACAAAGCGAAUGCUGCAAGAAAUCAAUAAUAACGCUACCUUUCAUUCUGAUUUUGAUGGCUUGAUGAAAUUUCUUGAAAGCAACUUAAAAGACACAUUCUUUCUCGUUAUAUCCGGCGCGGAAGCAACAAGUGCUACGAUUUUUCAAAAACUUCAUUCUCUCAAGCAUAUUGAUUCAAUAUUUAUAUUUUGUCUUGAGAAGCAAACGUAUGAAACAAUACUCACAGAUCAACAUCCCUCUAAAAUUGUUGGUAUAUUUAACACACAAAGUGAAUUAUGUUAUAAUAUCCGAAAAACAUUGGAUCAUGUAAGAAGACAUUUUGCUGCAUUUACAUUAUUCAAUCAAAAACAACAUUCGAUGCGUAAUUUAUCUCUUGAUUCAAUUCGAUUUUUAUGGCAUCAAUUAUUAAAAGAUACUCUAUGGAAAAUUUCCAGAACAGAUGAUUGGAAGAUAAGAAUGAUAGAAAAAUUUCGUGAUUACUAUCGGGGCAGUGCAAAUGAAUUAAAACACGUUGACGAAUUUGAAACACAAUAUCAAUCGUCAGAUGCUGUUAAAUGGUAUACUAAGGAUAUGUUUAUUUAUAAAUUAAUUAAUCAAGCUUUGAGAACUGAGGAUAUUGAUGCAUUAUAUACACUACGCUAUUACAUCGAAGAUCUGUGUUUAGACUUAAAGAAUAGGUAUGAACAAUUCAGGCAAGUUCACAUUGAAUUAGAAAUGCCAAGUGUCACAUUGUAUCGUGGAUUGCGACUAGAUCGCGACCAAGUAUUAAAAUUAAAAAUGAAUGUAAAAAAUUUAAUUUCAACUAACGGUUUUCUGUCGGCGACUCGCUCUCUUGAUGUAGCAAAAUUUUAUGCUGGCUGGGAUCAACCCUGUCCAUCACCAACGGACAUAACUGAACCCGUUCUCUUUAUUAUUAAUAUAGAUGUCAAUGAAGACAAAAUAAUCGUUGCCGACAUUGCUGCUGAUAGUAUGAUGCCAGACGAAUUAGAAGUAUUGUUUGAUUUAGGUAGUAUAUUUGAGAUUGAUUCUAUUACAGAAGAUGAUACACAAAAACCGUCGAAAUGGACUCUAUCGAUGACCGCAUCAAACGAUGGAAAAAAAAUAUUAAACGAUUAUAUACUUUUCAAACGGCAAGAUAUGGAAGGAUUUGAUACCAAUAUUAUUUUCGGUGAAUUUCUAUACGAUAUGGGCGAAUAUCAAAAGGCAGAGAAAUACUUUGAGAAUCUUCUAUUGACGGAAGAUACACCUCAACGACGCUAUAGUCUUGGUAUGGUUCACUGUCUUAAAGGUGAAUACGAUCAGGCAUUGUAUUAUUUACAAAGUGCAUACAAUAGAUAUAGGGACAUCUUGUUGCCAAUGGCAUCUGUAUCUGAAGGGUUAUUCGAUACUGAUGCAGCUCAAAAUAUCCUAAAUGAAAUGGCUAGAGUUUCAGUCGCUAUUGCUAACAUUCAUUUCGAUACAAAUAAUCCUGAUGAAGCACUGAUUCAUUAUGAAAAAGCUUUGCAUGCAUAUGAAACAAGUAUACCUGAUGGUAGUAGUCCACAAAUAGGAAAUUGCCUACAAAACAUUGGACUUAUUUAUCAACAACAUGGUUCUUAUAAUGAAGCUUUAAAAAAAUUUUAUCAAGCAAAUGACAUGUUUUCUAAAACAUUGCCUGAAAAUCACCCAGAUAGAGCAGGUUUACUACUGAAUAUCGGUAACAUAUACAGACUACAAAGUAAAUAUGAUUUAGCCAUCGAAUCAUACACAAGUGCAUUGAAUAUGUUGAAGAAAAUCUACCCCUCUAAGCAUCGGUUAAUAACUGAAUGUAUGAAUAAUAUUGGCCUUCUCCACAUGUCGAGGCAUCAAUAUGACGAGUCAUUAAAAUGGUUUUUACAAUGUUUAGAAAACUAUAAUGAAUUUGAAUUAUCUAAUACACAACAUAUAUUGUAUGUACGAAUUCAUGAGAAUAUUGCAGAAAAUUAUGAAAAAACAGAUAAUAUAUGUGACGCUAUUCGAUACUAUGAACAGUCGUUAACUACUUUUGAAAAAGCACAACAAGAUGGCUGGCAUAUCGUAAAAUAUGUGAACUCGAAUGAUGCGGGCGAAACAAAAGAAGAAGUGAAAACAUUAACGGAUCUCUUUUCUAUUCUAGAAACUUUCAAAGAACUUUAUUCUGGGGAGCACCCACAUGUUCCUUCGGUGUUAAGAGAUAUUGGAAAGGCGUUCUUUAACGAUAAGAAAUAUAAAGACGCUUUAAAAUAUUACAACCAAUCAUUGGAAAUGUGCGCUAAAUUUCAGUCCUUUGAACAUUUAGAUGCUGCAGCAUGUUUAAAUGAUAUUUCUUCAAUUUAUCAAAUAGAAGGUGACUACUUGAAAGCUUUGGAUUAUGCAACAGAGAGUUACAAUGUUCUAAGUAAAAUAUUAUCAUCGAAACACCCUAAAAUCAAGAGUAUUUUGGAACAUAUUAUCCAUCUCUGUAAUGAAACAGGUGAAUCUAUUAAAGCAUCGCUUUAUUCAGGCAAAUUACGUCUAUCAUGUGAACAAGAGAUCACAUCAGAUGAUUUUGAUAGUGAUCGUAUUCGAAAAAAAAUGUUUUACUUGUACUAUAAGCAAGAAAAAUAUCAAGAAGCUCUGAAUAUAGUGUCUUCAAAGAUUGAUAUAUUUGAUGAUCAACAAUCACAAACAAUAUUGGGUCAGAUUCAUCUCAAACUUGGGCAAUAUGAACAAGCUGUCUUUCAUUCAAGCAAUGCACUUACAUUAUCAUCUAAUGACUCGAAUAUUGUAAGAUGCAACACUCAACUUGGUCAUGCUUAUUUACUAAAACAUGACAAAACGAAUGCAUUACAGUGUUAUGAGAAGUGCGUAGAAAUUUUAAGGCGAGAUAACUCAGAGGAAGAUGAAUUAGCGAAUGUUUUGAUCAAUAUGGGUGCAAUCUGUUUAGAUCAAAACAAUUAUAAUGACAGUCUGUUACAUUACUCGGAAGCAUUAAAAAUCAAAAAGAAAACUGAUCCAAGUAAUAAUGCUCUCAUUGGUGCUAUUAUUAGCUGUAUUGGAAAGUCGUUGUUCAAGAAACACAAUUAUGAUGAAGCACUCGAACACCUUAUAGAGGCUUUCGAAAUACUAAAACAAUCUGGAGACAGUAUAGAACUUGCUACAAUACACGAAUUCAUUGGAAAAAUUUAUUAUGAGAAACCAGAUUUAGAAAUUUCAUUGAAGCAUUUGUUAAUAGCUCUAGAAUUGUAUGACAAAUUGAAAUCAACAGAGAAUGAUUCUAAACUAGAAAACAUACUUGGUACUAUAGCAAACGUGUUGUAUGAUAAACAAGAUUUUCAAACAGCUUUAUCAUAUUACAAAAAAAGUUUGAUAAUUGCCGAUAAUAAUGAUAGUCCUAAUUUAGUAUCUACACUUUAUCAGAUUAGUCAAGUUUAUUUUCAAAUGAAUAAUAUGAAUUAUGGUAUAGAAUAUCUAAAGCGAUGCAUUGAAGUACAAGAGGCACUAGUCGACGAUGAAAAUGAUCAAGAUCUAAUGUCUUUCAAACAAGUUUUAUCGUUUACACAGUUAUUAAAUAGUACUCAUUCACAACGAUUUAUUAUGAAUCCAAUAAUUGGACGAAUUUAUUUACUUCGAUGCAGCGUGCGUCAAGCAUUUGGACUUGACACAAAAAAAUCAUCUUCAUCAUUUGCAUCCUCUGCAUCAUCAGUUGGCUGUUCAGCAUCUUCUUCGUUACCAUUAAACACGACAAAAGAAAAACGGAAAAGAUUUCGCAAACGCCGAUGUCUUAUUUUAGACGUAGAAACAGCAUCAGUAACAAUUUUACCAAUGACUCAAUUUGACGGCCAAGACCCGGCCUCUGAAAAUGUAAAAGAUGAAAUUGUUUUACCAGAACUUUCAAGAGAAUAUUUAUUAAAAAAUCUUUUAUCAAUUCACCCGACUGAACCUGUUGCUGGACGGCGUAGUGUCAAUAUUGAAGCAUUUUCAGGUUCAUCGAACGAUGGCUCAAAACCAAGCAACAGUUUUAUCGUUUUAAAGCCAAUAUCAGUUCCUAUAGAAGCUGAAUGGCCGAAUCCUAUACCAGAUUUUUUUACAGUCGAUGAAAUGUUAUACAUCAGUGAUGUCAUCUAUGCAUUAUCAAGAGAAGAAAAAGCAAAUAAAAUUCGAAAUUCCCAAAAUCAAAUGGUUCACAAUGUUAUUUAUGAAGAUAAUAAAGAUAGUGAAACAACCGGUUCAUCAUUACCUACGAGUCGUGUUAUAGUGGAGUCAUUUGGAAAAGACGAUUUAGAUAAAUCUAUGCGUAUUGAACAGUGGCUAAAUGAUUCAACACCAUCUUGCAAUAUUGUUGAAGAUAUAGAUCAAUGCUGGUCAACAAUAAAUUAUUCUGGUAAAUCAACGUUAAUUUUAUUCAACAGGACAGGACAAGAUAUAUCUUUCACUCAUUUACAUGGACUUGAAUUUUCUGAAAAUACGCUAUUACUUGAUGUUAUUUUGAACGAUAAUGAAUGCCUUCCAUUACUUAUAUCCAAUGAACAUGAAUCAGCUACACUUACAUUCUCUGAAGAACAAGAUUUUCAAACACGACAUGAAUUUACUAUUAAAAUUGGAGAUUUUAUUAAAACUGUACAUGUAACUCCACCACACAAACAACUUUAUGAUUUAGGCCCAUCAUCAAUACCUAAUUGGCCUGUUCAAAUCGCCUGUGAUUAUGAAAUAAGAAAUAAUCAUCGAUUUGUUAUUCUAUGUUCAAUUAUUAAAGUUUGCAAUAACACAGCUAUUCCAUUAGUUAUUUCAAGUAUUAAUCCAAAUGACAUAAAGCAAUAUCAUCGAAUCUCAAAAAUUAAUUUGAAUGAAGAAUAUGAUCUACCUAUUGAUUUAAUUUAUGCACAAUCAACUCCUACAAUAUUUAUUUCUGUUGAUAAAAAUGAUAGUAAUGGCGAAAUAAAUGAAUUCAUUUCAUUUGAUUGGGAAAAACAAUUUUCCGUGGAGAAGAAACUAGAAUUAACAAAUGGAACUCAUGCUCAUUUUGCUCUUUAUAAAAAAUCCAUUGAAAGUUAUUCGGAAAAACAAACAUGUACUGAAGUUGAAUCUCAAUUAGAAGAAUUACAACGAGCAUAUGAGACAUCAGAACAAAAUCUAUCGUCAUUAAAAAUUGACUCUAAAAAUAUACAAACAUAUUUAAAUACAAUUGAAAAACAAUUUGAAUCAUUAAAAGAAAAAUUUGAUAUUCAAGCGAAUAAAAACGAAGAAUUAAAUGUUGAUAAUAAAGAACUAACAGAUAAUAUUAUUUAUCUUCGACAACAAUUACAAGAAAAAGUUCUUCAAGAAGAACAACAUAAUCGAGAGAAACAAGCAAAUAAUAAUUUAAAAAGUUUAUACAAGUUAAACAAACAUUACAAGCAUGUCAACAAGAAAAUGAACAAUUAA